UUUAUACAAAGCUCAUUAGAGUCUCCUCUUCGUUUUCCUCCUCUUCCUCUUUUACCCGAUCAUUCCCGUCCCUGAAACCCUAGAUCCUUCCCCCCCGAUUCCUAGGGUUUUCUUUCUAACACUUCGACGAUGUCCCUUUCUCCUCGUCCUACUCCAUUAUAGCGUCUCCGUCUCCCUCCUCUCCGGCGGCCGCGGAGAUGGAUCGCUCCGCCGCAUCCGGAGCCGACGCCGCGGCGGAGACCGCCUUGUUGGAGGACUUCGGCCAGAGGGUCGACCUCACGCGGCGGAUCCGCGAGGUGCUGGUCAACUACCCCGAGGGCACCACCGUGCUCAAGGAGCUCAUCCAGAACGCGGACGACGCCGGCGCCACUAGGGUUUGCCUCUGCCUCGACCGCCGCAAGCACGGCGCUGAGUCCCUCCUCUCGCCGAAGCUCGCUCAGUGGCAGGGCCCCGCGCUCGUCGCCUACAACGACGCCGGCUUCACCGACGACGACUUCGUCAGCAUAUCGCGGAUCGGGGAUAGCAAGAAGCAGUCGCAGGCGUGGAAGACGGGGCGUUUCGGGGUUGGUUUUAACUCGGUGUACCACCUGACAGACUUGCCAUCUUUUGUAAGCGGCAAAUAUAUUGUCUUAUUUGAUCCCCAAGGUGCAUACCUUCCCAAUGUUUCUGCUUCAAAUCCGGGGAAACGCCUCGACUUUGUUAACUCUUCAGCUAUUACACUAUAUAGAGAUCAGUUUUUGCCGUAUUGUGCUUUUGGGUGUAACAUGACAGCCCCUUUUUCGGGCACUUUAUUUCGUUUCCCUUUGAGGAGUGCAAAUCAGGCGGCUGUUAGUAGGCUUUCCAGGCAAACAUACUUGGAAGAUGAUAUUCUUUUGCUGUUUUCACAGCUUUAUGAAGAAGCUGUGUUUUCUAUGCUCUUUCUUAAAAGCAUACUCUCAGUUGAAAUGUAUAUAUGGGACGUUGGUAUGAAUGAGCCACGGAAGUUGUACUCUUGCUCUGUCAAGUCACCAAAUGAGAAUACAGUCUGGCAUCGUCAGGCACUUGUUAGGUUCUCUAAUUCUGCUGAAUCUUUAAACUGGCAAACUGAUCCCUUUUCAUUAGAUUUCCUAAGUGAAGCAUCCUUUGGGUCAAAUGUUGAAAAAAGAAUCUGCACAUUCUUCAUAGUACAGGGGAUGGCAUCAGCAUCUAGUAAAAUUGGUUCCUUUGCUUCUGCUGCAGCUAAAGAUCAUGAUCUCCACUUAUUGCCCUGGGCAUCUGUUGCAGCUUGUAUAUCUGAUGGCGAGCCUGAGGGUGCUGUUCUUAAGGAAGGCCAUGCUUUUUGUUUCCUUCCAUUGCCCGUAAAAACAGGAUUGGCUGUGCAAGUGAAUGGUUAUUUCGAAGUUUCUUCCAAUCGGCGAAACAUUUGGUAUGGAGCUGACAUGGACAGGGGUGGAAAACUUCGUUCUGACUGGAAUAGGCUGUUAUUAGAAGAUGCGAUCGCUCCAGCGUUUAUUGAGUUGCUAUUGGGUUUGAGGACGCUAUUGGGGCCCAAUAAACUAUACUAUUCUGUAUGGCCAAGUGGUUCAUUUGAGGAGCCUUGGAGCAUUUUGGUUGAGCAGAUCUACCAAAUUAUUUAUUUAUCGCCUGUUUUAUAUUCUGAUAUUGGAGGCGGAAGGUGGAUAUCACCAUCUGAAGCAUUUAUUCAUGAUGAGGUGUUUUCUGGAAGUAAAGAUCUUUGUGAGGCCCUUAUAUUGUUAGGGAUGCCUGUUGCUUGUCUGCCUAAUGCUAUUUUUGAUAUGUUUUCCAAAUAUAAUAGGAGUACUAGCCUCAGACUAAUUAAUCCUGCUACAGUAAGACAUUUCCUCAAGGGGUGCCAAACUUUGGCAGCAUUAAACAAAUCUUGUAAGCUAGUUUUGUUGGAAUAUUGUCUUAGCGAUUUGGAUGAUGUUGUUGUUGGUAGAUACUUAAAUGGCCUUCCUUUGCUUCCAUUAGCAAAUAAUCAAUUUGGAGUGUUUUCUGAGGUUUCACAGGGAAAUUUUUAUUUCAUCUGCAAUGAACUUGAAUACAAGCUUUUGAGUGCAGUCCCCGACAGAAUAAUCGACCCAAACAUUCCUUCUAAAUUACUAAGUAAACUCUCUGAUGUUGCCCAUUUCUCUAAGGCAAACAUUGCAUUAGUUGAUGGUCAGAUUUUCCUCCAGUUCUUCCCCAGGCUCUUCCCUGCUGAAUGGAAAUAUAAAAAUCAAGUUGAUUGGAAUCCAGAGUUGGGCAGUACAUUUCCAACAACAGCUUGGUUUGAACUUUUUUGGAAGUAUCUGCGAGAACGCUCUUAUGAUCUUGAGUUAUUCAGUGACUGGCCUCUAUUGCCAUCUACUUCAGGGCACCUUCACAGACCUUCCAAAUUAUCUAAGCUGAUUAAUGCAGAAUUAUUAUCUAGCACGAUAGAAGAGCUGCUAGCAAAGAUAGGAUGCAAAAUAUUAAGUACACAGUAUGGAGUUGAGCAUCAGCAAUUGUCCCUCUAUGUAUAUGAUGGUGAUGUUGCUGGUGUUAUUCAUUCAAUUUUUGAGGCUGUUUCUUCAAGUGGUAAUCCCUUGCACUCUCUUUUUCAAUAUAUUGCUCCUGAUGAGAAAAAUGAACUCCGCCAAUUUCUGCUGGAUCCGAAGUGGUACUUGAGAGGCUCUCUUUCUGAUGAUGACAUGAAGAACUGCAAGAAGUUACCUAUUUAUAGGGUUUAUGCUGAAGGGGAUGUCAAUAUUUGUUACUUUUCUGAUUUGGAUACUUUCAAGUUGUACUUGCCACCAUUAGGCAUGCCUGAAUACUUAUUAGAUGGCGAUUUUAUUUUCUGUUCAUCCCAAAGUGAGGAGGAAAUUUUAAUGAGAUAUUUGAAAAUCGAGCGCAUGAAAAGGUCUUCUUUCUACAAGAAGAGUGUUCUUAACAGAGUUGGUGAACUGCAACCAGAAAUUCGUGACGCAGUAAUGUUAACCGUACUGCGAGAGUUGCCUCAGUUAUGCUUGGAGGAUCCACUGUUUAAAGAAUCUUUAAGAGUGCUUAAUUUUGUUCCAACUAUCACUGGCAGCUUGAGGAGUCCUCAAUCUCUCUAUGAUCCUCGUGUGGAAGAACUUUAUGUUCUUCUGCAGGAAUCGGAUUGUUUCCCUUGUGGAUUAUUUCAAGAAUCGGAUGUUCUCGACAUGUUGCUUAGCCUAGGGCUUAGGACAUCAGUACAUCUUGAUACUGUAAUUCAAAGUGCACGCCAGAUUGAAAUGCUGAUGCACAAAGAUCAGUCGAAAGCUAAUUUAAGGGGUAAGGUGCUGCUUGCUUACCUCGAAGUUCAUGCCAACAAAUGGGUUUCUAAUAGACCGAGAGAUGGUCAAAGAAAGGCGAAUGUGAUGUUUGCUAAAGUUACCAUGGCACUACGGACUCGUGACAUUCCUUUAGAAGCUGACCUUGAGAAAUUCUGGAGUAACCUCAGAAUGAUAUGCUGGUGCCCUGUGCUAGUUUCUCCACCUCAUCCUGCUUUGCCAUGGCCUGCAGUUUCAUCAAAGGUGGCCCCACCUAAGCAAGUAAGACUACAUUCAGAUAUGUGGCUUGUUUCUGCUAGCUCGCGUAUUCUUGAUGGUGAUUGCUCUUCUUCUGCCUUGUCAUAUAGCUUGGGCUGGUCAUUUCCUCCAGCUGGAAGUGUAAUUGCCGCUCAACUGCUUGAGCUUGGGAAAAACAAUGAGAUUGUGACAGACCAGGUGCUUCGGCAAGAAUUGGCUCUAGCUAUGCCAAAGAUAUACUCUCUAUUGACAAAUUUGAUUGGUUCAGAUGAGAUGGAUAUUGUGAAGGCUGUCCUUGAAGGGUGCAGAUGGAUUUGGGUGGGAGAUGGAUUUGCAACAGCAGAAGAGGUGGUUCUCACUGGGCACCUCCAUUUGGCUCCUUACAUACGCGUUAUUCCUGUCGAUCUAGCAGUGUUCAGAGAGUUGUUCUUAGAGCUCAGCAUAAAAGAAUAUUUGAAGCCAGCAGAUUAUGCUAAUAUUCUUUCUCGCAUUGCCAUGAGAAAAGGAUCCGCUCCACUUGAUGGUGAAGAACUAAGAACAUCUGUUUUAAUAGUGCAGCAUCUUUCUGACUUCCAGUUUGAGGAUUCACGCGCACAAAUUUAUCUGCCAGACGCCUUAUCCCGACUAUGCCGAUCAACUGACCUUGUCUUCAAUGAUGCUCCGUGGCUACUUGAUUUUGGAGAGAGCACAUAUACAAAGAAGGAUGUUUAUAAUUUUGUACAUGGCCACAUUUCAAAUGAUGUUGCGGAGAAACUAGGCGUACGCUCUCUUCGCCGCCUGCUGCUUGCCGAGAGCUCUGACUCAAUGAACUUGAGUUUGUCUGGUGUUGCUGAAGCCUUUGGACAGCAUGAGGCCUUGACAACUAGACUCAAACACAUUGUUGAAAUGUAUGCAGAUGGCCCAGGGAUUCUUUUUGAGCUCGUACAAAAUGCAGAGGAUGCACAUGCUUCUGAGGUUAUCUUUUUGUUGGACAAAACUCAAUAUGGUACAUCAUCCAUUCUUUCCCCCGAAAUGGCCGAGUGGCAGGGGCCUGCUCUUUACUGCUUUAAUGACUCUGUUUUCAGCUCGCAAGAUCUUUAUGCAAUCUCACGCAUAGGUCAGGACAGCAAGCUCGAAAAACCUUUUGCUAUUGGCCGGUUUGGUCUUGGCUUCAAUUGCGUAUAUCACUUCACGGACAUCCCAGGUUUUGUUUCUGGGGAAAACAUUGUAAUCUUCGAUCCACAUGCCUGUUAUUUGCCGGGAAUAUCUCCUUCUCAUCCAGGCUUGAGGAUAAGAUUUGUUGGGCGGAGGAUCUUAGAACAAUUCCCUGACCAAUUUAGUCCUUUCCUACAAUUUGGCUGUGACCUCCAACAAGCUUUUCCAGGUACCCUGUUUCGGUUCCCUCUCAGGAAUGAAGCUGCCGCUAAUAGAAGUCAAAUAAAGAAGGAGAAAUAUGCACCUGAAGAUGUGGAGUUGCUCUUUUCUUCCUUUUCUGAAGUUGUAUCAGAGGCAUUACUUUUCCUCCGUAAUGUUCAAAAAGUAACAUUAUACGUGAAGGAGGGAUCUGGUCAUGAGAUGCAACUCAUGCACUGUGCGUCAAGGCGCCAUGCUGGUGUGAUCACAAAGGAAUCUCAUGCACAUCAAGCUAUGCUUGAUUUUAUUCGUGGAAGUCGGCAGAAUGGAAUGGAUAGGGCUCAGUUCUUGAACAGAUUGAAUAAGACCUUAGAUAGCGAGUUGCCGUGGAAUUGCCAGAAGGUUGCGAUUGUCGAAGAAACGCCAAUGGCCAGCAUGUUGCAUUCUUGGAUUAUUAGCGACUGUAUUGGUGGUGGACAAGCUAAACGACGAUCUAUAGUAAUGGGUAAUAAGUCACAUAAUUUUGUACCCUGGGCUUGUGUUGCAGCCUACCUGCACUCCGCAUAUAUAAAGGAUGUAAAGGAGCUGGGUGAAACAUUUAGUAGUUCUGGUGAAAUUGUUGAUACCGAUGCAUCUCUAAAAUACCAAGCUCCUAGGAAAAAGUUUGAGGGGCGGGCCUUCUGCUUCCUACCUCUACCAAUUACUACUAGCCUUCCAGCACAUGUUAAUGCAUAUUUCGAAUUGUCGUCAAAUCGAAGAGAUAUCUGGUUCGGAAAUGAUAUGGCUGGUGGUGGGAAAGCACGAUCUGAGUGGAACACUUGCCUGCUUGAAGAUGUUGCUGCUCCUGCUUAUGCUCACCUCCUAUCUGUCAUGGCUGAAGAGAUUGGCCCUUCCGAUCUCUUCUUCUCAUUUUGGCCCACCACUGUAGGUGCUGAACCAUGGGCUUCUAUGGUGCGAAAGCUCUAUAUGUGUAUCGCUGAUCUUGGGCUCCCUGUGCUAUACACAAAAGCUCGAGGCGGGCAAUGGAUCUCAACGAGGCAAGCUAUAUUUCCCGACUUCAGUUUCUCAAUGGCAGCAGAACUUUCAGAAGUUUUGGCUCAAGCUGGUUUGCCUAUCGUCUCUGUAUCAAAGCUCAUUGUUGAUAAGUUUAUGGAAACAUGCCCAUCCUUGCAUUUCCUAAAUCCCAGUCUGCUGAGGAAUUUGUUAAUUCGACGUAAACGUGGGUUUAAAAGCAAGGAAGCAGUCAUCUGUACGUUAGAAUACUGCUUAAGUGAUAUAAAAGAAUCUGGUUUUUCUGAUAAGCUGCAUGGAUUGCCAUUACUUCCUUUGGCAAAUGGAUCCUUAACGGUUAUUAAUAAGUGCGGGGAAGGUGAAAGAAUAUUUUUUACGUCCCAAAUGGAAUAUGAACUUCUCAAGGAUUCUGUUCCGCAUCUUCUCAUAGAUUGUUCUAUACCAGAUGGAAUUCUGAAGAAACUAUCCAACAUAGCAGAUUCUGCGCAGUCAAACAUACAGUUGUUCACUUGUUCAUGCCUUGUUGAUUUGCUCCCUAGGAUUCUGCCGCCUGAAUGGCAGCAAGCUAAGCAGGUUUCCUGGACUCCAGGUCAGCAAGGUCACCCAAGUCUGGAAUGGAUGAAGUUGCUUUGGAGCUAUUUACAAGAUUCCUGCAAGGACCUUUCCAUUCUUAGCAAAUGGCCUAUACUGCCGGUUGGGAAUGACUGCCUCUUGCAACUUGCUGAAAACUCUAAUGUAAUUAGGGAUGAUGGUUGGAGUGAAAACAUGUACUCAUUGUUACAGAAGCUGGGAGUUUUCUUCCUGAGAUCUGAUCUUCCAAUUGAUCACCCCCAGUUGAAGCAUUUUGUUCAGGAUUCGACGGCACCUGGUGUUUUGAAUGCAGUGUGGUCAGUGGCUUCUCAGCUGCAGGAUAUUAAGGAACUAUUUGCCAAUGCCUCAGUGGCAGAGAUGCAUGAACUUCGGAGUUUUAUUUUCCAGUCUAAAUGGUUUUCUGGUAAUCAAAUUGAUUCUUCACAUAUUAACUUGAUCAAGGUUCUUCCAAUAUUUAACUCUUACAAGAGUAGAGAGCUCGUUAGCUUGUCUGAUCCAACGAAAUGGCUUAAACCUGAAGGCAUGCGUGAGGAUCUCUUAAAUGAAAAUUUUGUUAGAACUGAAUCUGAAAAGGAAAAGAACAUUUUACGAUGCUUUUUUGAUAUAAGGGAGCCUACAAAAACCGAAUUUUACAAAGGUCACGUGCUUAACCAUAUGUCAGAGUUUCUUUCGCAGCCAACCAUUCUUUCAUCAAUAUUAUGUGAUGUGAAGCUUUUGAUAGAAGAAGAUGCUUCCAGAAAAGCUGCUCUAUCGGAAAUCCCAUUUGUUUUGGCAGCUAAUGGUUCUUGGCUACAUCCUUCCCGGCUCUAUGAUCCUCGUGUACCUGAAUUGCGAAGUUUGCUGCACAAAGAACUCUUCUUCCCUUCUGAGAAGUUCAUCGAUGCUGAAAUUCUAGAAUCACUGACAAGUAUGGGGCUCAAAAGGUCCUUGAGUUUUAGUUGUUUACUAGAUAGUGCUAAAUCAGUUUCAAUGAUGCAUGCUUCAGGAGAUAGGGAUGCUUUUAUAUAUGGCCAGAGAUUACUUGUUUAUUUGGAUGCUCUUUCUUUUAAGCUCUCAACCCAUGGCAGACAAAGUAAUGAUGGAGCUGCUAGUUUAAUAAUAAGCAAUUAUGCUAUGGUAUAUGAUGACGAUCUGCAAGCAGAAAACAAUGAAGAUGAUAAUGGCAAUUGGGACGCAGAUGUGCUAUCUUUCCUUUCCCAUUUUGAACAUGAUCUAACCGAAGACGAGUUUUGGUUAGAGAUCAAAACUAUUUGUUGGUGCCCGGCGUAUGUUGCCCCAUUGGUCAAAGGACUUCCAUGGUUAGUAUCAGAAGAUAAAAUAGCACCUCCAAUAAUCACCAGACCUAAAUCCCAGAUGUGGCUAGUGUCGUCUAGAAUGCGUAUUCUUGAUGGCAAUUGCAAAUCUAUGUACCUCCAGCAAAAACUUGAUUGGUUAGAUCCCGCUGAUAUCAGAGUUUAUUCUGCACAAUUAAUUGAACUCUCAAAGUCCUAUAACAACCUCAAGACACAACCUGAACAAGACUGCCCCAUUGACGUCGUGUUGGAAAAAGAGAUCCCUUCAAUGUAUUCGAAAUUGCAAGAAUUUAUUGGUACCAACAAUUUCAAAUUUCUAAAAGAAGAUUUGGAUGGCGUUCCAUGGGUUUAUGUAGGCGACAACUUUGUUCCUCCAAAGGCACUUGCUUUUGACUCACCAGUGAAAUACCAUCCUUAUCUAUAUGUUGUUCCUUCUGAGUUGUCAGAAUUCAGAGCAUUACUUUCAGCAUUGGGUGUAAGAAUGACAUUUGAUGCUUCAGAUUAUCUUAAUGUACUGCAAUGUUUGCAGCGUGACGUGAAAGGAGAGCUGCUAUCUGCUGACCAAUUAACUUUUGUUCACUGCGUACUGGAAGCUUUUGUUGACAGUUAUGCUGGAAAGCAAGUUCCUGAUUUAAUGUUGAAAUCACUGUUAAUUCCUGAUUCUUUAGGAGUUCUAAUGCCUGCUUUGAAUCUUGUUUAUAAUGAUGCCCCAUGGAUGAAAGAUAGCAGUCCAGGUUCGAAACAUUUUGUACACUCAAGUAUCAGUGAUGAUCUAGCUAAAAGGCUCGGAGUACAAUCUCUUGGUGGUUUGACUUUAGUUGAGGAUGAACUGAUGAGGGAUUUACCAUGCAUGAAUUAUCCUAAAAUAUGUGAACUGCUAGCUUUGUAUGGGGAGAGUGAUCUUGUUCUGUUUGAUCUUCUAGAAUUGGCUGAUUUCUGCAAUGCAAAGAAAGUACACCUGAUCUAUGACAAACGAGAGCAUCCCCGACAAUCUUUACUCCAACAGAAUCUAGGUGACUUCCAAGGUUCUUCUUUGACAGUGGUAUUUGAAGGAGUGACGCUAAGCCAGGAAGAAGUAUGUAACCUCCAGCUUCCUCCCCCUUGGAAAGUUCAGGGCAGUGUUCUAAAUUAUGGCUUGGGACUUAUCAGCAGUUACUUUGUAUGUGAUGUUUUGACUGUUCUUUCGGGCGGUUACUUCUACAUCUUUGAUCCAUUGGGUUUGACUCUUGGUGCACCCUCUAGUGGUGUCCCUUCUGCAAGAUUAUUCUCUUUAUCAGGCACCAAUUUGGUUGAGAGAUUUCGUGAUCAAUUCUAUCCAAUGCUUGUAACGAAGGAAAUAUCUCUGUCAUCAUCUAACUCUACAGUUAUACGCAUGCCUUUGUCAUCAAAGUGCUUGAAAGAACUUGAAACAGUUUCUAAGAGGGUAAAGCAGAUCUUUGAUCGAUUUAUGCAGCAUUCAUCUUCAACGCUUCUGUUUUUAAAGUCAAUCUUGCAGGUUUCUUUAUCAACAUGGGAGGAGGGGAACUCCCAGCCUUCUUUGAACUAUUCUGUGUUUAUUGACCCAACAUUUGCUAUUUUGAGGAACCCAUUCUCCGAGAAGAAAUGGAGGAAGUUUCAAAUAUCAAGAUUAUUUACGGGUUCAAAUGCAGGCAUCAAAAUGCAUGCAAUAGACGUGAGUGUAAUUGAGAGCGGAAGCAGUUACAUAGACAAAUGGCUUGUUGUGCUUUGCCUGGGAUCUGGGCAAACUCGAAACAUGGCUCUUGAUAGGCGAUAUCUUGCUUAUAACUUGACACCUGUUGCUGGAGUGGCAGCUCAUGUAUCUCGUAAUGGAAGCCCUCUAAGUGUGCAGUCUUCAAGCUGCAUAUUGUCACCUCUUCCUCUCUCUGGAUCUGUAAGUAUGCCAGUCACAGCUCUUGGGUAUUUCCUUGUAAGCCACAAUGGUGGCCGCUACAUUUUUACUCAUGAUGAGACAACUUCGCCGGAAUUACACAUCGAUUCUACAAAGCAACUAGUUGAAGCAUGGAACAAGGAACUGAUGCUAUGCAUACGGGAUUCAUAUGUUGAGCUGGUAUUGGAAUUUCAAAAGCUUAGAAAGGACCCCGGGGCCUCUGCUGUAGAAUCAAAGUCCGCCCAUUCUUUAAGUUCUGUUUUGCAGGCAUAUGGUGACAGAAUAUACUCAUUUUGGCCAAGAUCUAGACAGCAGCCAACUUUAUCUGAUAAUUUGUGCUUAUCGAAAGCAACCGAAGCAGACUGGGAAUCACUGAUCGAACAAGUUAUAAGGCCGUUUUAUAAACGCCUGGUCGACCUUCCUGUCUGGCAACUCUAUCGUGGAAAUCUUGUCAGAGUUGAUGAAGGCAUGUUCCUCUCACAACCCGGGAGUGAUGGAGUUAACUUGCCAUCGGCUAGUGUUUGUAGUUUCAUCAAGGAACAUUAUCCUGUUUUUUCUGUACCAUGGGAAUUGGUUGGAGAAAUUCGAGCAGCAGGAAUUAAAGUAAGGGAAAUCCAGCCUAAGAUGGUCCGUGAUCUACUGAGAGCUUCUUCUUCUGUUAUACUUCGAUCUAUCGAUACAUACAUCGACGUUCUAGAUUAUUGUUUCUCUGAUAUCCAUCCAACCCAGCCAGCCAAUCUCAGACCAGUUGAGAAUAUGAGUAAGUCUGUAACUGAAAUGCAGCCUUCUUCAAGUUCGAGCAUGCUCCAUUCGCACCAUACAGUUUCACAGAGCACAGGUACUCCUGGAGGUGAUGCCCUGGAAAUAAUGACUUAUUUCGGCAAGGCUUUAUAUGAUUUUGGCCGUGGAGUUGUUGAAGAUAUUAGCAAAGCAGGAGGCCCUAUAGCUCAUGCAACUAGUAGCGCAGGUAGCAGCAAUUUACAUGCUGAUCGGUUAUUGUCAUCACUAAUUGCUGAAUUUAAAGGUGUUCCAUUUCCAACUGCAACAAAGUGUCUAAUAAGGUUGGGGACAACUGAACUUUGGAUUGGAAACAAGGAGCAGCAGCUAGUCAUGCACCCAUUAGCUGAUAAAUUUAUCCAUCAUCAGUGUUUAGAGAAACCCAUCUUGGCUGCAGUACUCUCAUAUCCAGCUAUUCAUCGGCCUUUGAUGUUGAGGCACUUUUCCCCACACUUGCUAUCGGGCCAUUUAAGGGUUCUUUUUCAUGAGCAUUGGGUAAAACUCGUAGAAACUAGUCGGGCUCCUUGGAUUUCGUGGGGUAACAGUACAGAAUCAUCCUCUUAUGGACCUACUCCUGAAUGGAUAAGGAGUUUCUGGAAAAUUUACGAGUCUUUACAGGGUGACCUUUCACUUCUAUCAGACUGGCCUCUAGUUCCUGCUUACUUGAAUGGGCCAGUUUUGUGUCGUGUAAAAGUGCGCCACCUAGUAUUUGUUCCACCUGUUACUGAUUUAACUCUUGAGAAUAGUGGAGAGUUUGGCCUGGCAAGUAACAAUAUUUCGGAAACUGAGCUAGAAAAGUUGCAUCAUGUUGCAUUUAAUUUCACAAACUCCAGACAUCCAUGGUUAUUUCCUCUACUUAAUCAGUUUAAUAUACCCUUAUAUGAUAUAUCCUACCCAGAACUUGAUGUACUUUGCAAGUUUGUUCCUGCUCGCAGUCAGACGAUUGGGCAUGCAAUUGUGUUUAAAUUACUUGCUGCCAAAAGAGCAGGUUAUCUGUCUGUGCCAGUUCAGUUAUCAGAUGAAGAUCGUGAUAGGCUGUUUUCUCUAUUUGAAAUGGAUUUCAAUGCGCCCACCCAGCAUGUGUACCAGAGAGAAGAGCUAAAUGUGUUGAGAGAACUCCCAAUAUACAAAACAGUCCUGGGCACCUACACAAGUUUAUAUGGCUCUGAUCAUUGGCUCGUUUCCCCUACUGCAUUCUUCCAUCCUAAUGAUGAACGAUGUCUUUCCAGUUCAGCGGAAGCAAGUUCAUUUUAUCAUGCUUUAGGAGUUGAACAGUUGAGUGAUCAAGAAUUGUUAGUCAGGUUUGCCUUGCCCUUCUUUGAAAACAAAACCCCACAAGAACAGGAUGAUAUACUAUUGUACUUGUAUACGAAUUGGAACAAUCUACAACUGAAUUCUGCGGUGCUGACUAUCUUGAAGGAGACAAACUUCAUAAAGAAUGCGAAUGAGCUUUCAACUGAGUUAUUUAAACCAAAGGAUUUACUCGAUCCUUAUGAUUCUCUUCUUACAUCAGUAUUCUCUGGGGAAAAAAGCAAGUUUCCAGGUGAGAGGUUUGUAACAGAUGGAUGGCUUCGCAUACUGAAGAAAGCAGGCCUUCGUACGUCCUCGGAAGCUGAUAUGAUAAUAGAAUGUGCAAAGAAAGUAGAGGCCAUGGGCAUUGAUGCUAUGACCUGUGUCGAAGAGCCUGACGAGUUUGAGGGAGACUUUUCGAGUAGCAGAAAUGAAAUCUCUUUCGAGAUAUGGACAUUAGGAGAAUCUAUUGUUAAUUCCAUAUUCUCAAAUUUCGCUACUCUUUUUGACAGUGCCUUCUGUGAAAAGAUUGGAAAAAUUGCAUUUGUACCUGCUGAAAAAGGUUUUCCUAGUAUUGGUGGUAAGAAAGGGGGUAAAAGGUUUCUCUCUUCCUAUAGAGAUGCUAUCUUGCUAAAGGACUGGCCGUUGGCCUGGAGCUCUGCUCCUAUUCUUACUAAACAGAGUGUCGUUCCUCCUGAAUAUUCUUGGGCUGCAUUUCGGCUUCGAAGUCCUCCAGCCUUUUCUACAGUCCUGAAGCAUCUACAGAUUGUUGGAAGAGAUAAUGGUGAAGAUACGCUUGCUCACUGGCCAACUUCAUCAGGGAUGAUAACAGUUGAAAAUGCUUUCCUAGAGAUUCUCCAGUACUUAGAGAAAACAUGGGGAACACUAUCUUCUUCAGAUAAAACCGAAUUGGAGAAGUUGGCAUUUGUACCUGUUGCAAAUGGUACUCGCUUGGUCUCAGUAAAGUCUCUUUUUGCUCGCCUAACUAUAAACAUGUCACCUUUUGCCUUUGAACUUCCGAGCCCAUAUCUUCCAUUUAUCAACAUCCUCAGGGAGCUGGAAAUGCAAGAAAAUCUUACUGUUUCCUAUGCAAGGGAUUUUCUUCUGAGUAUCCAAAAAGCAUGUGGUUACCAGCGGUUAAACCCAAAUGAACUCCGUGCAGUGAUGGAAAUUUUGAAUUUCAUAUGUUGUUCUGGUACUACACAGGCAAUAACAGAUGAAUCGGACAUCAUUGCUGAUACGAUAAUCCCGGAUGAUGGAUGCAGGCUUGUCUCAGCAAGAUCAUGUGUGUAUAUUGAUCCAUAUGGGUCUCAGAUUCUCAGUUUUAUAGAUACAUCUGCAUUACGAUUUGCUCACCCGGAGCUUCCUGAAAGUAUACGCACAUUCUUGGGCAUCAAGAAGCUUUCUGACAUCAUUGUCGAGGAAUUAGAUGAAGAACUGGAACUACAAUUUGUGGACCAUGUUGCAUCCGUACCACUGAGCAAGAUAAAAGAAAAGCUUUUAAGCAAAUCAUUACACAAUGCAGUUUGGAUCUUACUAAAUGGCAUAAACAAUCAUUUCCCUUCAUUUCAAGGCCUUACUUUGUUUGAAACGCAAAACUUGCUGCAAGACAUGGCAGAAAAGCUCCAAUUCGUUCAACACCUCUACACUCGGUUUCUCCUGCUCCCCAAGCUUAAGGAUAUUACAAGGGUGGUUAACAAUUCCGCUUUUCCUGAGUGGGGAGGCAAUGGACAAAAGCAUCAAAGUAUUCAUUUUGUAAACAAAUCGAAAACCCGUAUUUUAGUUGCAGAGCCACCGAGUUUUCUGACAGUAUAUGAUAGCUUAGCAAGUGCUGUUAGCCACAUCCUGGGUGCACCAGUAACAUUACCCAUUGGGCCACUUUUGGUCUGUCCGGAUGGUUCAGAGAAAGAAGCCCUAAAAAUACUUAAGAUAGGGCCUGAAAUUGGAUCUUCUAAAAAGGGAGGAAAGUACAAUGUUUCAUUGGGAAAGGAGUUACUGCCUCAGGAUGCUCUUCGGGUGCAAUUUCUUCCUUUACGACCAUUUUAUUCUGGGGAAAUUGUAGCAUGGAAAACAGGAAAAGAGGGGGAGAAACUGAGGUACGGCAGGGUUCCAGAGGAUGUGAGGCCAUCAGAGGGCCAAGCACUAUACAGGCUCUCGGUGGAAACAGCACCUGGUGAAACCUUAAUGCUGCUUUCUUCUCAAGUUUUCUCAUUUCGAAGUGUUUCGAUGGCUGACGUUUCUUUUGUGCCCGACCAACCUGAGAGUAGUGAGAGAGGAGCAGGAAAUACGAGGUCCGGCCUUACAUUGGCAAAUACCAGGAGUGCGGAAGUCACGAACCACAAUGAUAAGAUCCAGUAUGGAAAAGUUUCUGCAACAGAAGUGGUGCAAGCAGUUCAUGACAUGCUUUCAGCUGCUGGAGUCAAUCUUGAUGCCGAGAAGCAAAGCUUGCUCCAGACAACUCUGAGUCUGCAAGAGAAGCUUAAAGAAUCUCAAGUAGCCCUUUUGGUCGAACAGGAAAAGGCUGAAGCAGCAGUUAAAGAAGCUGAUGGGGCAAAGGCGGCAUGGUUAUGCCGGGUCUGUCUGACUAACGAGGUCAAUAUCACUAUCAUUUCUUGCGGCCAUGUAUUGUGUAACAGAUGCUCAGCUUCCGUCUCGCGUUGCCCAUUCUGCCGCACCCAAGUUUCGAGAAUAAUGAAGAUUUUUAGGCCAUAAAAGCCACAUGAACCAUUCAUUUUUUGGGGUUAGAUUCUUCAACUCUAUGUUGAAGCAUCCUGAUCUUGCAAGAUACAGGUGAAGAUUGAUGCUAGUUAUAAAGACUGAUCUCUUUGAGUUGACGAAACCUACAUUCCUUGAUUCUGGAAGUUUGUACAGUUUUAAUGGGAAUUAUUAUACAACCUGUAAAGGUGUAAAAAUUCUUUCACAAGAAAAGGUGUAUAUAUGUCGGCAACAAGCUAUAAACUGAUACUUCCGCCCAGAUACUAAGUUUAGCAUUCUUUCCUGUGUACAAAGGUUUCGCUGUUAAACCAGAGAUGUGCUACGGGGGCCAUUAUUAUUAAUUGAUGUCAGUUUGCUUUCUUAAACAAAAUAUAUAUAAAUAUGAUUGGCAGGACUAGGAAGUGUGUUUUCUUCU
Molecule: messenger RNA, 14823 nt
Organism: Ananas comosus (pineapple)
Lineage: Eukaryota; Viridiplantae; Streptophyta; Magnoliopsida; Poales; Bromeliaceae
Product: sacsin
Exons: 13
Coding region: 198-14405 (4735 amino acids)
Molecular function (GO): Hsp70 protein binding
Source: RefSeq, a predicted model, not a curated record